UUACUCCCUCCCUCUCGAAAUAUCUCGAUCAAUCUCUUCCGUUUCCAACCUAACUUGCUUUUGUUUUUGUCUUCUUUACGAACAGUCAAACGUUAAACCUCAGCUCGAAUGAGUCUUUGUUGUUUGUCAUCAUAGUUUUUCACGAAUAACUUGAGUACCUCAUCGGCUUCUUUGUAAUUCUUGGAGCUUAAUUGCUUAAUUAAUUGUUUCGUACGAGGAAAUGGAGAUGGAGAUGAAUCUCACACUAAGUCGGAGAGUUCUGCAAGUAAACGACCACGAUUCUUUCUCGCCGGCCACCGGGAAUUCCAAAGAGCAAGCUACCGGAUUCAACAAACCCACCUCGGCUUUUGACUCCUCCCUGGCGCUAACGGUUCUCGUUAUGCUCACGGCUCUCUUCUUCAUGGGCUUCUUUUCCAUCUACAUCCGCCACUUCACCUCCGCCGCCGACGGCGGCGGCGGCGGCGGGGAAGCGGAGGACGAAUUGCGACAAAGACACCCAUCUCAGCCGUCGACGUUGAGGUGCCACGCAGGCAAAAAGGGUCUUGACCCCGCCGCCAUCCGGGCGCUGCCGGCGGUUUCGUACGGCGGGGCGGCGGAGCACCUGAUGGAGGAAUGCCCGAUUUGUUUGUCGGAGUUCGAGUUGAAGGAAACCCUGAAAAUUAUCCCCUGCUGCGGCCACGUGUUUCACUUCAAGUGCAUUGACACGUGGCUCUCCUCCCACGUGUCCUGCCCGCUCUGUCGGUCCACGCAGUUUUUCAACAACGUUCACGAUGUCCGGUUGGAUGUAUCGCCGGAAGUUAAUCACGACGGUGAGCGACGGAUCAACGGCUAACGACGACCGUUUUGCUCCACGUGGCGAUUUAUUUGUAUAUAUACUACUUGUAAUUUGUAAAGUACGAAGAUUAACAAAAAUUAAUUUCUUA
Ipomoea nil (Japanese morning glory) is the source of this 923-nucleotide messenger RNA. RefSeq names its product RING-H2 finger protein ATL57-like. The record is from RefSeq and is a predicted model, not a curated record. The transcript has a single exon. Lineage: Eukaryota; Viridiplantae; Streptophyta; Magnoliopsida; Solanales; Convolvulaceae. Bases 221 to 832 code for a protein of 203 amino acids.